Ictalurus furcatus (blue catfish) is the source of this 1487-nucleotide messenger RNA. RefSeq names its product guanine deaminase (gene gda). The record is from RefSeq and is a predicted model, not a curated record. NCBI's taxonomy places the organism in Eukaryota, Metazoa, Chordata, Actinopteri, Siluriformes, Ictaluridae. The transcript has 14 exons. Gene Ontology annotation, biological process: guanine catabolic process. Gene Ontology annotation, cellular component: cytosol. Gene Ontology annotation, molecular function: guanine deaminase activity; zinc ion binding. Bases 34 to 1368 code for a protein of 444 amino acids.
CGCCGCUUUAAACAUUCCGAGCUCGUGUUCGAGAUGAGCAGUGGCGGUGUCGCGCGCGUUUACCGGGGCGCGUUCGCGCACUCCACCCGGGACUCGGCUCUGAGCGUGCUCACCGACUUCGUGCUGGGAGUGAACGAACAAGGCAAGAUCAUCUUUUUUGAGGACGGACAGAAUGUGGAAAGUCUCUCACAGCAAUGGGGCUUUGAAACCUCCGAUAUUGAAUGGCUCGAACCUCAUGAGUUUUUCAUGCCGGGAAUGGUGGACACACAUAUUCAUGCUCCGCAGUACGCCUACUCGGGCACACACCUGGACUUGCCGCUCUUAGAUUGGCUCAAUAUAUACACUUUCCCUGUAGAGUCGCGCUAUGAGGACCUGGACUUCGCCACGGACGUUUAUACCAAAGUUGUGAAAAGAACACUAUGCAAUGGCACCACAACUGCAUGCUAUUUUGCUACAAUACACACAGAGGCCUCGCUACUGCUUGGGCAAAUUGCAGAUGACUUUGGGCAGAGGGCUCUCAUAGGGAAGGUGUGCAUGGACCGCAACAGCAUGGUGCCAAACUACAAAGAACAAACAGAGGAAUGCAAAGACGAGACUGAUCGUUUUAUCCAUGAACUGCUCAAGAAAAAGUAUGCUCUUGUAAAGCCCGUAGUAACGCCACGCUUUGCCAUCUCAUGUUCCUCCUCCCUGCUUAGCAAUCUGGGAAAGAUUGCGAAGAACAAUGACCUCCACAUUCAGAGUCACAUCAGCGAGAACAAAGAGGAGGUGCAGUUUGUGAAAGAGCUCUUUCCAGAUUGCACAUCCUACACAGAUGUCUACGUGAAGCACGGCCUUCUCACAGACAAGACAGUGAUGGCUCAUGGUUGCUACCUGACUGAUGAAGAGCUGAUGAUCUUCCAUGAAAAAGGAGCAGCAGUCUCUCACUGCCCCAACAGCAACAUCUCCUUGAUCAGUGGCUUGCUUAACGCUAGGAAUGUUCUAAACCACAAAGUCAAGUUGGGCUUGGGCACAGAUGUAGCGGGCGGCUAUUCCCCCUCCAUGCUGGAUGCUAUUCGCAGAGCUGUGGACACAUCUAAAGCCUUGUGCAUACAGGAUGCUCAGCUACAGCCACUCAGCUAUAAGGAAGCCUUCCGAUUGGCUACACUGGGAGGCAGUGAGGUUCUCUCAUUGGACGAUUGCACUGGAAACUUUGAGGUUGGAAAGGACUUUGAUGCCCUGCGUGUGAACAUAUGCGUUCCUGGAAGCCCGAUCGAUCUGUUUCCUGGAGAUGACCCCGAGGUUAUUUUGGAGAAAUUUCUAAAUCUGGGUGAUGAUCGGAACAUCGUCGAGGUCUACGUGGCCGGUAAACAAGUGGUGCCUUUUUCCUGAACCUUACUUGAACCAGACCAGAGCUCAUAUCAUUUCUCAUGUAUUUUUAUUUAUGAUCAGCUUUAGUGUUUUAUUUUAUUUGAAACUGCUCAUGAGAAAUAAAAGUGACAUUUUAAUGA